This is a messenger RNA of Cylicostephanus goldi, 362 nucleotides long. Lineage: Eukaryota; Metazoa; Nematoda; Chromadorea; Rhabditida; Strongylidae. The record is from the annotation of a GenBank genome assembly.
AUGGUGCUGGCUCGCAGAGCAGAGCAUGAGGCGAUUCAUGACGUGUCCCUAUCCCUCUAUUCCACUCUUUCCCCCAACCAUCUGCCUCUACAAGAGGGUGUAGCCUCACAAGGCGCCACAAUGACUAUGGGGAAUCCACCUCCAGGAGUGAUAUCACCGUUAGAGCGUGCGAUGUCUAUAGAUGAACAUCUACAGUCAAUGCCGAUGCCGACGGACUGGAACGAUCAGUAUCGGUCGCAGGAGGUGGGUGCUUAUAUUUCUUUGAUAGGGAACUGUCAGGUAUGGCUUCUGUCAGCAAGAUCGGUUCUAAAAGCUGUCAUGAGAUUAUUAAUCACAAGAUCGACAUGUUAUGAAAACUAAGA